Molecule: messenger RNA, 788 nt
Organism: Oncorhynchus keta (chum salmon)
Lineage: Eukaryota; Metazoa; Chordata; Actinopteri; Salmoniformes; Salmonidae
Gene: b9d1
Product: B9 protein domain 1
Exons: 8
Coding region: 183-788 (201 amino acids)
Biological process (GO): cilium assembly
Cellular component (GO): MKS complex
Source: RefSeq, a predicted model, not a curated record
AGCGUCUUAGCAACGGGGCGGAAAGAACCUUCAUUUAACAACAAGCUACUUAUUCUCCCACAACACAAUACAACAAUACGUUACCGCUUAUACAGUCUUACAUUAUAAUAUUUAUGUUUGUUCACUAUAUCCUUUUUUUUCUUUUAAACAAUCUAUAUUCUCAAGUUAUCGUAUGAAGCGGGAUGGCUAUCAACAACCCAUCGGUGUUUCUGUUGAUGAUAAACGGACAGAUUGAAGGGGCGAAUUUUCCAGAGUAUGAUGACCUGUACUGUAAAUACUGCUUCGUCUACGGACACGACUGGGCCCCCACCUCGGGUCUAGAGGAGGGUAUAUCUCAGAUUACGUCGAAAGGCAGAGACUCUCCUCAGAGAAUGAUCUGGAAUUUUCCUCUGGAGAUCACCUUUAAGAGCACCAACCCAUUAGGCUGGCCUCAGAUCGUGGUAAGUGUCUACGGUCCUGAUACGUUUGGUAACGAUGUGGUCAGAGGAUACGGAGCAACACACAUCCCCUUCACUCCUGGACAACACACCAGAACCAUCCCAAUGUUUGUUCCUGAAUCCACAUCAAGACUACAGAAAUUCACAAGUUGGCUGCUGGGGCGACGUCCAGAGUUCACCGAUCCUAAAGUUAGAGAAGUGACCAGGGUCCGUUCUCAGGGUUUCGUCUCCCUCUCCUUCCACAUUGUGACUAAAGACAUGAAGAGACUGGGUUACGACACCACACCUUCCGAGACCUCACACACUGCUGCUGCAGGCAUCGGACUGGGAGACCAGGCCUACAGCACGUGA